AUGGGGUCCAUGGGCAAUGAUGCCUCGAUAUACUCCUCCUACGAAUAUGCCCCACCAUCAACCAAGGGGAUCACUCUACCAACACCACCCUUGACGCCGGCCAAGGUCAGGAAGCCUCGCACUAUCACAGAACUCAUUUCCAUUCGAGCGCGAGAUCUGCCAGACGAGCCCAUCUUCGGCUAUCCGUCAACGGGCCUUGACUACACUGAGUACACCUUCCCCGAACUAGAGGCUCUCUCCAUUCGAGCUGCUAGAAAAUAUGCAAGCCUGCUUCCGGUCAGGACGGAUUCAAGCGAAGAUGCUCGCGUGAUAGGAUUGCUUGGUCCCUCAACACUGGACUACUUUGUCACGCUGCUGGCGCUCUCCCGCCUGGGGUUUACGGUCCUUUUCCUUUCGACAAGGAUAUCUGAAGCGGCCUACCUGUCUCUGCUUGAGGCGACCGGGUGUAGACACAUGGUCGUUUCUCCAUCGUUUAUGAGAACGAUAUGCGCUGUGCAACGGUCGCUCCCGGAGUUGCAGACCAUUGAUUUCCUUCCGCAGAGUGAGUAUGACACGGAUGGGAGCAUCGACGUGCCGCCGCAAGGCUUAGAGCAAACUCUAGACCUCGACCAGGAAACGACGAAGGUCGCAUGGAUCAUCCACUCAUCCGGCUCAACCGGCCUCCCCAAGCCCAUCUACCAAACUCAUUACUCAGCGCUACGUAACUAUGAGAACAACAUGAAUCUGAAAGGGUUCGUCAUCCUUCCUCUCUUCCACGCCUUCGGGCUGUCCAACGUCUUCCGGGGUUUCACAGCCGUCAAGAAAAUCUACAUAUACAGCGCCAGUCUUCCGCUGACGAGCCAAAAUCUGCUGCAGGUCAUGCGUCAGCAUAAAUUCGAGAUCUUCAUUACCGUUCCGUACGCACUGAAGCUUCUCAGCGAGACGCAGGAAGGGAUUGACGCCCUCGCCGCCAUGAAGAUGGUGCAGUUUGGCGGCUCGGCUUGCCCCGACGCGCUGGGUGACAGGCUGACUGAGGGUGGUGUAAAGUUGAUCAGUCACUACGGGUCGACAGAGACAGGGCAGUUGAUGACUUCGACGAGACCAGAUGGUGAUAAGGCGUGGAAUUAUGUCCGGGUCCAUGAGAAGCUGGCACCCUUUAUCAGGUGGGAGGCUCGUGGUGGGAAUCUGCAUGAGCUGGUGGUGCUAAAAGGCUGGCCUUCGAAGGUCGCAACCAAUCGCCCAGACGGCGCGUACGCUCUCAAAGAUCUCUUUGAACCACAUCCGUCGAUCGAAGGCGCUUGGAAAUAUUGUGGUAGACUGGAUGAUACCAUCGUCCUGAUGAACGGCGAGAAGGCCAUCCCCAUUGCCAUGGAGCAGGCUGUGCGGCAACACAAGAUGGUGAAGGAGACUGUCAUGUUCGGUGCGGGAAAGAGCCAGGUGGGCAUGAUCGUCAUUGCUUCGGAGUUCUCUGCUGGAAAGACGACGGAUGAGCUUAUUGACGCAAUCUUGCCCGUGAUCGCGGCCGAAAACCUCGUGCUGCCAGCUUAUGCCCAGCUGUCCAGGGAUAUGAUCAGAGUUCUACCCAUCGGGACAGAAUACCCACAGACAGACAAAGGGACCAUCGUUCGUCAGGCAUUCUAUCGAGCGUUCCAGAACCAGAUCGACGAAGUGUAUCAGGAGGCGGAAUCCCGAUCGAGAGGAACACGCGUACUCGAGGGCCAGGAAUUGCGGGCGUUCCUCCGCGAGCAGAUCUUGGAGCUCACCACCAAUUCGAACGAAAGCCAAUCGCUUUCAGAUGACACAGAUCUAUUCUCCCUUGGGGUUGACUCGCUGCAAUCGACAAGGCUGCGCGCCAAGAUUCUAAAGGAGAUACAACUCAACGGCAACGCUCUGCCGCAAAAUGUAGUGUUUGAAUAUCCCACGAUUGCUAAACUGGCAGAGGCGAUUGUGAGCAUCCGAGAUAGCAAAGCUAUUGAGACGCAAGACGUGAUGGGAGAGAUGGAAAGGCUCGUUUCCAAGUACAGCAUCUUCCCGCAACAUGUCCCGGUCGCAAAGACGUCAGACCAGACUUGUGUCGUGGUCACCGGCGUUACUGGCUCCCUCGGUGCACAUGUUGUCGCACAGUUGGUCCGUCGACCUUACAUCAAAGAGGUGUGCUGUCUCGUGCGAGCCGAAUCUGACGUGAACGCAGAAAGGCGGGUUAUCGAAUCAAUGCAAGCGAGAGAGGUGUACAAUGACCUUCUCCCUAAACAACGCUGCAAGAUCUCCUGCUAUCAAUCCGACUUCUCCAAACCAAAGCUCGGUCUAAGUGACGCCGUGUACGACAAUCUCUCUCAGAGAAUCACAAGCCUGAUCCACUCAGCCUGGUCAGUCAACUUCAACAAGAACCUGAGCAGCUUCGAAGCCGACUGUAUCGCGGGUGCUCGCAAUCUGAUGCUGCUGUGCCUGUCUGCGCAACAGCCACAGCCGGCAUCAUUCAACUUUUGUUCCUCCGUCAGCACAGUCGUUAACACCCAAGGCGAUGUCGUACCCGAAGCGCUGCCCGAGAGCUUCCGCUGCGCACAGGGAAUGGGCUACGCGCAAUCCAAGCUCGUGACCGAGAACCUGAUCGCCCGCGCGGCAAUUCAAACCGGUAUGUCGGCACGCGUGUUGCGGAUUGGCCAGAUCGUCGCGGACACACAAAACGGAAUAUGGAACGCCACAGAGGCCAUCCCGCUGAUGCUCCAGGCAGCCACCACCAUCGGCGCACUGCCAGCGCUCGACGAGUCGCCGCGCUGGCUCCCCGUGGAUACCGUUGCGAAGUCUGUCAUCGACAUCUCUCUACCAACAGCUUCCUCUGCCACAUUCUUCAACGUCGUCAACCCACGCACGUUUCACUGGACGAACGAUCUGCUCCCAGCGCUGCGUGCUUCGGGCCUCAAGUUUGAGGAGGUCGGCCAAAGAGAGUGGGUCGCCAGACUGAGGAAGUCAAAUCCCGACCCCGUGGCUAACCCCACCAUCAAGCUGGUGGAAUUCUUCGCCAACAAGUACGACAAUGACAUGACGAAGCGCAGGAAUCUGGGAUACGACACCCGUGUCACGGAAUUAGCUGCGCCCGUCCUGAGUCAUGUGCCGGCACUGCAGCCUGAGCUGGUGCAGAAGUUUGUGAGCAAGUUCUUGAGCACGAGAUGGGCGCCGAGAUUGUAG
Molecule: messenger RNA, 3165 nt
Organism: Exophiala aquamarina CBS 119918
Lineage: Eukaryota; Fungi; Ascomycota; Eurotiomycetes; Chaetothyriales; Herpotrichiellaceae
Exons: 1
Coding region: 1-3165 (1054 amino acids)
Molecular function (GO): phosphopantetheine binding
Source: RefSeq, a predicted model, not a curated record